Molecule: messenger RNA, 3770 nt
Organism: Panthera uncia (snow leopard)
Lineage: Eukaryota; Metazoa; Chordata; Mammalia; Carnivora; Felidae
Product: zinc finger protein 689
Exons: 3
Coding region: 600-2102 (500 amino acids)
Biological process (GO): regulation of DNA-templated transcription
Source: RefSeq, a predicted model, not a curated record
UCCUUCCCUCCCUCCGCGAGGCAGCGCGUGCCAGAGAAUAGGGGCCCGUCAGCGACGCCAGGCUAGCUCACAGCGGCCGGACUCAGAACCCGCCAGAGGCACCCGGCUUGAAGGGUCGGCUUCCUGCCCUUACGCUUCCGUUGGCUUCGUUUAAACAGGCCGCUUUCGACAGCACCCAAUCAGGAAGCUCGAUCUUCGGCCGCCGCCCAAUGAGCGCGUGUAAUGGGGGGAAAAAGGGCGUGAAGCCCAAUCGCAGCGCCAUCACACUUGAGGGCAAAGAGGUUAGGAAGCCGGCAUGGCGCUCCGGUCAAUAAAAUCGAUAGCUGGAAGCUGCCUGUGUUCCAGGCUAAGGCGGUGCGGGAGCAGCGCCGCCAUCUUCCCCGAAGGCAUCUUCCGGUGCCUUUCACCCAAGUUCGGGCAGGAGUUUCCUGAAUAACAGCGAAAGGUUUCCGUUAGCCCCGCAAGGCGGCCGAUUCCGAUUCCCUCCGGGCCUCCCCAGGCACGCUCAGCCCCGGUCCGGCGGGGGCUCCCAAAUCUCCGGGUCCGCCAGGGGUCCAGGCCGAGACGGGGAAGGCCGUGGCGCCGGCUUCUGGGGUCCAAUGGCGCCACCUUCGGCUCCGCUCUCUGCGCGGGGACCAGGAGAGGCCAGACCCGGCCGGAGAAGGGGAAGGAGGCCGAGGGCGGUGAAGUUCGCAGACGUGGCCGUGUACUUCUCCACGGAGGAGUGGGGGUGUCUGCGCCCCGCGCAGAGGGCCCUGUACCGGGACGUGAUGCGGGAGACCUACGGCCACCUGGGCGCGCUCGGGUGCGCAGGUCCCAAACCAGCCCUCAUCUCCUGGUUGGAACGAAAUACCGAUGAUUGGGAACCGGCUGCUCUGGAUCCGCAGGAGUGCCCACGGGGGGUAGCAGUCCAAAGAAAAACCAGAACCAGAAAGAAGAAUGGAGACAAGGAAGUAUUCCCACCUAAGGAGGCACCCCGAAAGGGGAAGCGAGGGCGGCGGCCCAGCAAACCCCGACUGAUCCCCAGGCAGACGUCGGGGGGCCCCAUCUGCCCGGACUGUGGUUGCACCUUCCCUGAUCACCUGGCCCUGGAGAGCCACAAGUGUGCCCAGAAUCUGAAGAAGCCUUACCCUUGCCCAGACUGCGGGCGCCGGUUUUCCUACCCCUCCCUGCUGGUCAGUCACCGGCGGGCACACUCUGGUGAGUGUCCCUAUGUUUGCGACCAGUGUGGCAAACGUUUCUCCCAGCGCAAGAACCUCUCGCAGCACCAGGUUAUCCACACAGGCGAGAAGCCCUACCACUGCCCUGACUGUGGCCGCUGCUUCCGCAGGAGCCGGUCCCUGGCCAAUCACCGGACCACGCAUACGGGUGAAAAGCCCCACCAGUGCCCUAGCUGCGGGCGUCGCUUUGCCUAUCCCUCGCUGCUGGCCAUCCACCAGCGCACACACACGGGGGAGAAGCCCUACACCUGCCUGGAGUGCAACCGCCGCUUCCGUCAGCGCACCGCCCUCGUCAUCCACCAGCGCAUCCACACCGGCGAGAAGCCCUACCCGUGUCCGGACUGUGAGCGGCGCUUCUCCUCCUCCUCCCGCCUGGUCAGCCACCGGCGGGUACACUCCGGGGAGCGUCCCUACGCCUGCGAGCACUGUGAGGCCCGCUUCUCCCAGCGCAGCACCCUGCUCCAGCACCAGCUCUUGCACACGGGGGAGAAGCCGUACCCCUGCCCAGACUGCGGACGUGCCUUCCGGCGGAGCGGCUCCCUCGCCAUUCACCGCAGCACGCACACCGAGGAGAAGCUGCACGCGUGCGAAGACUGUGGCCGCCGCUUCGCCUACCCCUCGCUCCUGGCCAGUCACCGGCGCGUCCACUCGGGCGAGCGGCCCUACGCCUGCGACCUGUGCUCCAAGCGCUUUGCCCAGUGGAGCCACCUGGCCCAGCACCAGCUCCUGCACACCGGGGAGAAGCCCUUCCCCUGCCUGGAGUGUGGCCGUUGCUUCCGCCAGAGGUGGUCUCUGGCCGUCCACAAGUGUAGCCCCAGGGCCCAAAACUGUAGCGCUAGAUCUGCUCUAGGGGGGGCCAGCCAGAAGGGCGAUGCCCUUUAGUGUGGGAAGGACAGUGGCAGUUCAUUUCAGUGCAUGGAGGGGCCCAGGUCAUACAGGGCAGAGUCAGAGCAAAAACCCAGGUUCCCUGCCGCAGAGACCUGAACUUCAGUGUAUUCCACCACACUGGCUGCCUUACUGGAUGUGUCGAGAACGGAGGGUCCCGUUAGGAGAGGUGACAUCAUUUGGUUGUUUCCCGGCUACCCUAUCCUGAAAGAAUUUCUGUGUGUGGAUAUCAGGACUGAGAGUUCUCCCGUCUGUUUUAGAGGCUGUUGGCUUUUGCUUUCUUGUCACAGGGGUUACCUGUCCUCUUGCACAGUCAGGAGAAUCCCAUACUCUGCCCCUUCUUCCAUACGUGGUUAAAGCCAACCUGAUCUAGCCCUCUUUUUACGACACUCCUGCCAAGUGUUUUUUGUUUUUUGUUUUUUUUUUUACCCUUGCUUUAAAACCUCCCUUGACGGGGAGCUUACUACCUCACAAGGCAGGUCAUUUCGUUGUGGGAUAGCUCUGAUCUUUAGAAGGCUGUUCAGGACCACAUUCUCCUUCCCUAUAAGCCUUGCCCAGAAUAUGUAGUACUUCAUGUGCGUGACAGCAUUUCAGAGAACUCUAUCACGACUGCUUUUGCCCCACGUUUUCAGGUUAAACAGCAUCAUUUGGUCCAUCAUUCCUUAAAGACAGGGUUUCAGUUCCCACACACAUGCUCGCUCUCCAAACAGGUGCUGGGUUUUCAAUGUUCCUUUUAAAGCCGGCACCACAGUGUGCACAGUACACCUCCUUGGUCUGUACUUGUCUCGGUGGCUCUAGAUUGCACUGACUUUGGGGAUGGUGGCACUGCACGGGGCUUCAUUGGGUGACAGGCACCUAAAUACCUAAGGUUUUUGUUUGUUCUUAAACCACAUACUGUGAAGCUAAGUCUUCUGCACCCUAUGUUUGAAAAAUUGGUUCCAGUGGGUCUGGGACAUAGGCAAAAUGAGCUCUGGGAGAAGACUGAUUUUAAGGCAAAGCAGGGGAGCUAUGGUCUAGCAGCAAGAGGCAAAACUGGGACUAGCUUGUACUUCAUCCAGUGGAUUUGGAUUCGUUCCAGGCAGCCAGUGGCUGGAAAACCCUUGAGAACUGGGUCUCACCCUUCCCUGAUUUCUCAUCAGAAUAAGGAGACAUCAGCACAGACCUUCCAGGAGUCCUCAGCCAACAUUUUUCAUAAAAUGGAGUGAGGCCAUUCAAGGAGGGUAGAGUCAACAGUCAUCAAGUUGUGCUCAUGCCUGCCUUCCUCACAUAAGCUCUCCAAAGCAGCAGCAGCAAUGUGUCUUAAUCUUUGAUAUGCCUCCCUGGUACCUACCCCUGAGUAGAUGCUCAGUAAAGCUUUACCGCAUUAAAUGAACAAGGCCUACCACUUUGCCUUGGGUAGCUGCACCAAAUUGGAAUUUCCAAACAUGACUUCUCUCCUAUUCCAACGGCUGGAGUGGGUCAUGUUCCUACCCCUAUUGCUUGUUCCUUCGGCUCUCCUCAUCUCAGCCCCAAAGUCGGGGAGCAGUUGGGGAACAGUGUUUGUAAUUACCUCUGUUCUGGUGUUUAGCAAGUUGCAUUGUAACUGUUUCUCCUUGGAUGAAUGGAUGAGCUACCCCAAGACGGGUCGUACCAGAUUGGGUCUCAUUAAAAUGUCUGAUAAAUGAA